AUGAGCAGAGUGGGGGGGUCCGAGGAGGCGAGGUGCCAGGCGGCACUAGGGAUCCUGGCCUCGUUAUGUCAGGGCCAGCCGCCCCCCCAGGGUCUGGACUUGGAGACUUGUAGGAGUUUCGAGCAGCAGCCCCCGGAACGGAGUCCAAGUUCUGCUGAUACAGGCGCCUCCGUCAGCCUCCUUGCUGUGGUAGUUAUUGUGUGUGGCGUGGCUUUGGUGGCAGUAUUUUUCUUUCUCUUUUGGAAGCUGUGUUGGAUGCCCUGGAGGAACAAGGAAGCCUCCAGCCCCUCUUCUACUAACCCUACCUUGGCGGCCCCCCAGAGCCCCAGCCCCAGCCCCAGAGACACGAUGGCCGACAAGGUGAAGGACCCCAACGCCCUUGGCUUCCUGGAGGCGGCAGUGAAGAUCAGCCACACGUCGCCGGACAUCCCGGCAGAAGUGCAGAUGUCCGUUAAGGAGCACAUCAUGCGUCACACAAGGCUGCAGCGGCAGACCACGGAGCCGGCCUCAUCCACCAGGCACACCUCCUUUAAGCGCCACCUGCCCCGGCAGAUGCACGUCUCCAGCGUGGAUUACGGCAACGACCCCCCACCUGCGGCCGAGCAGCCUACCAGCAUCGGCCGCAUCAAGCCCGAGCUGUACAAGCAAAAGUCCGUCGACGAUGAGGAGGGCAAGAAUGAGGCUGCCAAGACUUGUGGGAAGAUCAACUUCAGCCUGAAGUACGACUACGAGAACGAGACCCUGGUGGUCCGGAUCCUGAAGGCUUUUGAUCUCCCUGCCAAGGACUUCUGUGGCAGCUCAGACCCCUAUGUCAAGAUCUACCUCCUGCCUGACCGCAAGUGCAAGCUGCAGACCCGUGUCCAUCGCAAGACCCUGAACCCCACCUUUGACGAGAAUUUCCACUUCCCCGUUCCUUACGAGGAGCUGGCGGAUCGGAAGCUCCAUCUCAGCGUCUUCGACUUCGACCGCUUUUCCCGCCACGAUAUGAUUGGGGAGGUUAUCUUGGACAACCUCUUUGAGGCUUCCGACCUGUCCCGAGAGACCUCCAUCUGGAAGGACAUUCAGUACGCCACCAGCGAGAGUGUGGACUUGGGAGAAAUCAUGUUUUCCCUCUGCUACCUGCCCACAGCAGGUCGUCUCACCCUAACGGUAAUCAAAUGCCGUAACCUCAAAGCAAUGGACAUCACAGGCUACUCAGAUCCCUAUGUCAAAGUGUCCCUGCUCUGUGACGGGCGGAGGCUGAAGAAGAAAAAAACCACCAUAAAGAAGAAUACACUUAAUCCGAUCUAUAAUGAGGCCAUCAUCUUCGACAUUCCACCAGAGAACAUGGACCAAGUCAGCCUGCUCAUUUCUGUGAUGGAUUAUGAUCGAGUGGGUCACAAUGAGAUCAUUGGAGUCUGCCGAGUAGGGAUCAGCGCCGAAGGCCUGGGGAGAGACCAUUGGAAUGAGAUGUUGGCUUAUCCACGGAAACCCAUUGCACACUGGCAUUCCUUGGUGGAGGUAAAGAAAUCCUUCAAAGAGGGAAACCCUCGAUUGUGAUUUCAUUCAUGUGGAUGCUGCAAGCAGAGACUGUCACCUGGAGUUAGGAUGGCAGGGCCGAGCUGCAAGCUUUGACAGCCAGGGUUCCUGCCCAUCUCCAAAACCUCCUCCAACACCGUGAGAUGCAUGGCCAUGGAACACCAACGGGACUAAGCGAUGUUAUUUUUGCCCUUGUUCAACAGUCUAAGUGCAGGUGUUACCCUGCAGCAGCCGCCAGUCACUCACUCCAGAGUCUUAAAUGUUCCUGCCGUAGGUCAAGGCUGAGAAAUUUCUUGUGUGGUCAGAUUUGUCUUAGUCUUUUCUGUCUCCCAAGGUGAUUUUUUCAUUUGUUUAUUCGUUGGGGUUUUUGUUGUCGUUGUUGUUUUGUCGAUGUUGUGGUGGUUUUCACUUUUACGGAUUUGCAAUCGAGAAAAAGAUGGGGGCAAAGAAGGGGGAAUAAAGGGCAGAGUGCCCCAAGGUUUGUCAAAUAAAGUUUAGAUUAGUAGUGUUUUCUGUGGAGGUGGUGAAGCUUUGAAAUUCUGAGCCUCCACCAAGGUCACCCCACUCCUGAAGAGGAAGGAAUCUGAGCUGGGCUAGCCCUUUCAUUUUCAGAAUUCCCUACCAAGGGGACCACUCUUUUAUAGCCAGUGUUGGGUUGACCUUGACUCACCCAAACCCUUGGCUGGCUGGUGUUUAUAAAAUUGAGAUUUGGACUUUAAAAGUAUAAUCAUUUUGAAAUUUUGACCAAAUUUGAGUGGGGGGGUGAGAUUUGUAUAAGGGGGAGGGAAGUUCCCAGUAUGUUCUUUCGCAUGAAUUGAAAUAAGUUGCCUUUUUGAGAAAGCAGAAAUGUUUUCUGAGGGAAGAGUUUUGCUGAAGCCAGACAUGCCGAAUGUUUCCUGGAUCCCAGCAGCUAAUGGUGACAUUUGUUUGCAAACGGGAGCUUUGUUCUCAAAAUACCCCUAAUUAUGAAGAAAGAAAGGCAUAUAUAACAUAUGUUCGGGAAUGAUUCGCAGUAAUAUAUAGUUUUCAAAUUUCCAUGAGAUAUCAAACAGCUGCUGAAAAUAUUCAAAUGGGCCAAAAUUUGAAUCGGGGGGAAACCCCAAUAAAAGAUGAAUUUCCAAAUAGUAAGUUUUGGGAUCUGGGGUAUCACCCUCUCUCCAUCUUGCCGUGGAACCCAUAUUUUCUACUGAGGUCAUCAGCUAAUCUGCUUUGGCAAACUAUGGACUUUGGAGACACUUUUCAUCUUCAACUUUAAUUCUGUAAAUUGCUAAGUACUUUUGUGUUAUUUGUUUCCAUGUUAAUAAAUGGGUUUUCUUUAGCUAUCUACUUUAGGUCAGAUUCAAGGGAAAAGUUGAUAAUCUUCUGUACCCACAUUUUGUUUAAGUCUGAGUUAGUGGUGGAUUUGGAGCCCACUGGUCAGGGCCAGGGGCUCAGCCUCCAUCAAAACGGCAUUAGUGAAUGUGCUGGAGGUGAAUCUCCAUGCCAGAUCAGAGCUCACUAUUGCAAAAAUUGGAAAAUCAACGUAUUUAAGGCUUACCAAGGCUGAGCUAGAGAAGCCCUCUAUCAACCAAUGGAAGGUCAAAUACAUAAAACCCAUCCACCAACCUUGUGUCUCACUCUUUAUACAUGUUACAUGCUACUAGAGCUGUAAAUCAAUAAAGUAAACCCUUGUUUUAAACCGAAAUAA
Messenger RNA from Antechinus flavipes (yellow-footed antechinus), 3205 nucleotides. It is a transcript of the gene SYT6, whose product is annotated as synaptotagmin 6. Bases 1 to 1539 code for a protein of 512 amino acids. The record is from RefSeq and is a predicted model, not a curated record. Gene Ontology annotation, molecular function: syntaxin binding; clathrin binding; phosphatidylserine binding. Gene Ontology annotation, biological process: regulation of calcium ion-dependent exocytosis; calcium-ion regulated exocytosis; regulation of dopamine secretion. Lineage: Eukaryota; Metazoa; Chordata; Mammalia; Dasyuromorphia; Dasyuridae. The transcript has 8 exons. Gene Ontology annotation, cellular component: membrane.